AUGACAGCGGUGGAAAGCACGGUGGUGGCCCACCCGGACGAGUCGGACUUGGCGGAUUUGGCCAAGCCUGGCACUGUUAUUACGACGGCGGGAUAUGCCAAUGCCGCAACACAAACAACAGAAGAUGAGAUCAUUACUCUCCAGGACUUUAUGCAAAAAAGGGGCAAGACGGCAGUUGGCGUUGUUCUAAUUGCACUAUAUUCUAUCUUCCUCCUUCUUAUGGUCGCAGCAUACAUACGAUGCUACGUAACUAUUCAAUACAAUCCCGGGUUUGUGCCGUGGACAGCCGAAAGGGAGGCCAUCGAACAGGAGCGUAACCAACGAGCGAGCAACGGAGCCGAGGUCGAAACACGAUCUUGGGCCCCUCGAGACGACGAACCCGACAGCCCCGGUCUUGAGGCGUUCUACAGCAAAGAUAUCUUUGUUUGCGAACUCGACGGUUUCCCUAAGUGGUGCUCCGAAUGCAGAAACUGGAAGCCUGACCGGGCGCAUCAUUCUACCGAGUAUAAUUAUUGCGUGUACAAGAUGGACCACGUCUGUCCUUGGAUGGGCGGCAUCAUCUCGGAAACUUUAACUAAUGCUUCAGCAGCCUUUAACUUCUUUAUACAAUUUUGCUUCUACUGCGCUUGUUUUUGCAUAAUCAUCAUUUCUACCAACGGCUACCUUACUAGCCUACGCCUACAAGAAGACAAAAGCAUCGAUGCACGGCUCAUUGUUGGUCUGGCUCUCGGUGGUCUUUUCGGCUUGUUUACCAUGACCAUGACAGUCACGGCUUUAAGAUUUGCUUUUCAAAACAUCACCAACGUCGACUUGUACAGGAAGAGCCAGACCUUUCGACUGGCAGUUCGGAUUCCGACAGAGACUCCUCCAAAUGAUCGAUUCAACACCAUUACCUACCCGCUAGAAAGACCUGGAGAGGGUCCCAGGGCCCCAGAGGCAGCUCAUACCAGUGGGAUGACACAGGUGAAUGGCGCUGCGUCCGCACGGGCAAGCGCAAUGGCGGCUAGAGACCAGCAAGCCAGGCGGACAUUUGCUAUCCUCCAGGCAGAACCUGGAGAGAACCCAUGGCACUUGGGUUACCUGCAAAACUUCAAAUCAGUCAUGGGAGACUCGAUCAUCGAGUGGCUUCUACCCAUCCGCCACUCGCCCUGCAGCCGCCAUGAUAGCAUGGUGAGCGACUACCAGUUUGGGCCACUGGUGGAGGAGUUGAAAAGACGGUAUGGACUUGAAGGGAUUGACCCCGAGAAGAGGGCAGCGGCUAUGACUUCGAAUUAG
This is a messenger RNA of Fusarium musae, 1275 nucleotides long. RefSeq names its product palmitoyltransferase pfa5 (gene PFA5). Gene Ontology annotation, biological process: peptidyl-L-cysteine S-palmitoylation; protein targeting to membrane. The record is from RefSeq and is a predicted model, not a curated record. Bases 1 to 1275 code for a protein of 424 amino acids. The transcript is spliced from 3 exons. Gene Ontology annotation, molecular function: protein-cysteine S-palmitoyltransferase activity. Gene Ontology annotation, cellular component: endoplasmic reticulum; Golgi apparatus. NCBI's taxonomy places the organism in Eukaryota, Fungi, Ascomycota, Sordariomycetes, Hypocreales, Nectriaceae.